Eimeria necatrix is the source of this 1314-nucleotide messenger RNA. Its product is annotated as melanocyte proliferating gene 1, putative. The record is from RefSeq and is a predicted model, not a curated record. The transcript is spliced from 4 exons. Lineage: Eukaryota; Apicomplexa; Conoidasida; Eucoccidiorida; Eimeriidae. The coding region runs from base 1 to 1314 and encodes 437 amino acids. Gene Ontology annotation, cellular component: nucleus; cytoplasm.
AUGAGAGAAGCUGUUACGAAGUUGAGCAGCGCGGGGCUUGUUUUUAGUCAUUUUGGAGAACGCAUUUUGAGAGAAAGAUUCGGCGUGGAGUGCGAGGAGAGUCUGCGGCAGCUGAUGUACGGGGUGUACGUACACCUCAUCGAAGCUGUAGAUGCAGCAGAUAAUGGAGUUGGCAUUUCCCGAGGGGGGCCCCCCCUUUAUAAGGAAACUACAGGACUGGCAAGUAGGGUAGCAUCUCUGUACCCUUAUAAGUUUGAGGCCCCUGGGGGCCCCCAGGGGGCCCCCCAGGGGGCCCCCGGGGGGGGGGCCCCCCAGGGGGGGGCCCCCCAGGGGGGCCCCCAGGAGGGGGCCCCCAAGGCGGACGGGGGGGCCCCCCAGGGGGCUGCUGCUGCAGCAGAAGGGGGCCCCCAAGGCAAGGGGGCCCCCGAGGGGGCCCCCGGGGGGGCCCCCGGGGGGGCCCCCGGGGAUGCUUCUUUGGGGCCCCUGGGGCCCCUGUACGUGUGGGAGUACCAGGAGAGCGUUGCUGCUGCUGCGCUGCAGCAGCAGCAGCGGGAGCUGUUUGCUGCUGCAGCAGCAGCAGCAGGAAGGGGCUGGGAGUGCCCCUUUAACUGGCUGGAAGUGCCCAUUUGGGGGGGCUCAGCAGCAGAAGUUUGGGGGUUUAGAAAAGCCAUUAAAGCAGCAGAUGAAACCCUCAAAGAAACUGUUAUCCGCUUAAUUAGGGUUUGGAUGCCAGCAAGGAAAACCCUCAAAGACGCGCUGCUGCUGCGCGCUGCGGGCUGCUACAGUGCUGCUGCAGUCGAGCUCCCCAGGUGGACUCCAGUGGAGGACCACAUUUACAGCCUGGAGUGGGAGUUGGGUUUGGAGCCUGUGAAGUUUCAGGUGUAUCCGUCGGAGCGUUGCUGCGAAGCCACGGGGUGUACGUACACCUCGUGGACUGUGCGCUGCAUUCCGAAAGAAGGCGAAAACUUCAGCAGCAGAUUGCCAUUAAAAGAGUCUUUUCGGGGCCUCAGAGACGCGCAGCUGGGCCAAGUUGUGCUGCAGGAAGCAGCAGCAGCAGCAGCAGCAGCAGCAGCAGCGCCUGCUGCUGCAGCAGCAGCUCCUGCUGCUGCAGCAGCAGAAAACGAGGCUUUGAAAGAAACCGAUUUCGUGUUUUGCCACGCCACGGGCUUUCUCGGAAUCACCAAGACAAGAUCAAGUUUUUCGGAGGCGAAUGAGCAGCAGCAGCAGCAGCAGCAGCAACAGCAGCAGCAGCAGCAGCAGCAGCAGCAGCAGCUGCUGCUGCUGCUGCUGCUGCCAGAGCAGCAGCAGCGGUAG